AUGACUUCAACAGAGGACUCCAUGAGAAGAGCCCCUACUCAGGCCAGCACACUGCCCUGGCUGCUGCCACACUUUGAGGCCGGCACUCUGGUGGAGCUCCAGGACGGUCGUCUGAGGCGAGUGCUGCACUGCUGCUGCCCUGUGCAGAGUGUGUACCCCUCACAGAGCCCCAAUGUGUACCGCCUGCUGCUGCUGCCGCACUCCCAGCCCCAGAGGACGGCCCGUCUGUGUGGCCUUCAGUGUCGGCAGCUUAUUGUGGGGGAUGUGUGCCUGGCCCUCACCCCCAUCUUGGCUCCAUCGUUCCUAGACUCUGAGACCCCACCUGGACCGACUGGGACAGGCAGGUGUGAGAAGCCACUGAUGCCCCCAGGCCUCCAGACGUCACUCCCUGUGGAGAACAGUAGAGCUGAGGAGAGGCGCUAA
Messenger RNA from Knipowitschia caucasica, 423 nucleotides. Lineage: Eukaryota; Metazoa; Chordata; Actinopteri; Gobiiformes; Gobiidae. The record is from the annotation of a GenBank genome assembly.